GGCGGCCGGCCGGUGGUCACUCCCCGAGGGAGGGGGCGGCCAGCUGGUGGUCACUCUCCAGGGGAGGGGUCCUUCCCGGAGAGGGGCAGCCAGCUGGCCGGUCUCUGGCGGGCAUGAGGGUCCGCGCGGGGAUGCAGCGCCGCCCGGCUUGUCCGCGCGGGAGGCCUAAAGCAGGGAUGAGCGCUGGGAGGACGAGCGGAUGCGAGGCGUGGCCUGCGAAGGGCUCCGGGGAGGUGACGCUUGGGCUAAAACCUGAGUGACAUCCAGGAGUGAGCCGCACAAGUUCUGGGAGCGAGCGCGCGGGGAAGAGGAAACCGUAGCAAAGGCCCCGAGGGCAGGAAUGAGCCCGCGGGGUCCAGGGCAGCGAGGACUGCGGAGCGGAGGGGCUUGGGGUAGCUGUCCGCGAGCAGAGCCGCAGAGCCCAGGAAGGACUUGGGGCGUCCUGGAGGUUUGAGAGCAGGAAAGUGUAUAUGGACUAUAAUGCAACCACCCCCCUGGAGCCAGAGGCCAUCCAGGCCAUGACUGAAGCCAUGCAGGAAGCCUGGGGGAAUCCCAGCAGCCCUUACCCGGCAGGUGAUUCUAGGAGACACACACAGAUCAGAGAUGUGGGGGGCAGAGGGCCCAUGUGGCUGCUCAGCCACUACCAGAGACCCAGCUCCUUCUAUCUUAAAGCUUUUUCCAUCUUCAACAUGCACCUGCCCCUUGUGGUCAAGAUGGCUCCUGCAGUUCAAGCCAUCACCGUGAUCUUAAGCAAAUUGUUCCAUCCUUUCAUUCUCCUGUCUUGGCGGGUGGGAAGCGAGGCAGAUGGCCACAGCUUCCCCUCUCCCGUAGCACCCGGUAGGAAGGCCAAGGAGAUUAUCAAUGCAGCUCGGGAAAACCUUGCCAAGAUGAUAGGUGGGAGACCUCAAGACAUGAUCUUCACUUCCGGGGGCACAGAGUCAAAUAAUUUAGUAAUCCAUUCUGUGGUGAAACAUUUCCACAAAAUCCAUGCCGCAGUGGGGGACACGGCCGAGCAUCCCAGCCCAGUGGAGGGGGCCCUGCCUCACAUCAUCACUUGCACCGUGGAACACGACUCCAUCCGCCUGCCCCUGGAGCACCUGGUGGAAGAACAAGUGGCCGAGGUCACCUUUGUCCCCGUGUCCAAGGUAAACGGGCAGGCGGAGGCUGAGGACAUCCUGGCGGCCGUCCGCCCGGCCACGUGCCUCGUGACCAUCAUGCUGGCCAAUAACGAGACAGGCGUCAUCAUGCCGGUGCCCGAGAUCAGCCGGCGAGUCCGAGCCCUGAACCAGCAGCGGGCGGCGGGCGGGCUGCCGGGGGUGCUCGUGCACACGGACGCCGCCCAGGCCUUGGGGAAGCGGCGCGUGGACGUGCGGGACCUGGGCGUGGACUUCCUGACCAUCGUGGGCCACAAGUUCUAUGGCCCCAGGAUUGGAGCACUUUACAUCCGAGGGCUCGGUGAACUCACCCCUCUGUACCCUAUGCUGUUUGGAGGUGGACAAGAGCGGAAUUUCAGGCCAGGGACAGAGAACACCCCGAUGAUUGCCGGCCUUGGGAAGGCGGCUGAGCUGGUGGCAGAGAACUGCGAGGCCUACGAAGCCCACAUGCGGGAUGUGCGCGACUACCUGGAGGAGAGGCUGGCGGCUGAAUUUGGUAAGAGAAUCCAUCUGAACAGCCAGUUUCCAGGCACUGAGCGACUCCCCAACACCUGUAACUUCUCCAUCCUGGGACCCCAGCUGCAAGGCCGCCUGGUGCUGGCCCAGUGCAGGACGCUGCUGGCCAGCAUGGGGGCUGCGUGCCACUCGGACCACGGAGACCGGCCAUCCCCGGUGCUGCUGAGCUGCGGCGUCCCCUUGGACGUGGCCAGGAACGCCAUCCGGCUCAGCGUGGGCCGCGGCACCACCCGGGCCGAAGUGGACCUCGUCGUGCAGGACCUGAAGCAGGCGGUGGCCCGGCUGGAGGGCCAGGCCUAGUGCCCAGGGUGGUGCCAGAAGGAGUCUUCCUCUUGUCCCAGAGCGUGUGGGCUCCGGGCUCCCUCCCGUCCCUUGGUCAGUGAGGGAACGGGUCUGCUGGGCACACAGAUGCCACCGGUGCUGAGGGGCCCAGGACAAGAUGCCCUCGUGGGACCGUCCCUGUCACUGCUGCCCAGUGGCGCCAGUUGGAUUAGAAACACUUUAGCCACGUCCACGCUCCCCUCUCGGAAGUGGGGCGAGCUUGUUACAAGCAUGCCCUUCCUGGAAGGUGGCAUUUUUAUCUGAAAGGUAAAAUCCUAGUAUUUAUAAUUGAUUGUCAGCUGCUCUCAUGGAAAUAGGAAACCUGGUUUUUGGCUGCUGUCCUGGCCUCUGUGCACCUGUUGGCUGAGAGGUUGGUCCCUCCUCACCCUCAUGGCCCUUCUCAAGCCCUUUCCAGAGGGAGGGCGCCCUUGCGGUCAGGCCCCCUCCCUGCUUGGCGUCCCCCCGCUUCCUGGGCCUGCCCAUCCUCCUCAUCACUUGCUGGUCACUCGGGCCAUCGACCACUGGGCGCCCUCUCACCCAGUCUGCAGGCCCCUCCCAUCCCUUCCAUUCGAUCAUUUACUCAGGGUUUCAGCUCAGCCGUCAGAGUCAUGGGCGGCAGUACCUGCGUGAUGCUGGGUCAUUCCCAAGGCGGAAAAUCGUUCAUCCCUCGCUCAGCUCCCAUCUCAGUUGUAUUUGCAGGAGGAUUCUUUGAUCUUCACAGAGGCAUUGUGGUAUCUGAUUCACAUCAAAUGUCAUGUCUAUGGAGACAUUUACAUAGGAGUGGUUUUUUUAAUUGAGUAACACUUUUAAUGUGCGGUUGAAAGGUGCAAGGAACUUCAUGAUGGCACUGAGGAAACAACCGUCAGAAAUUAGAUGAACUAAUAAAAGCUUCCAAUGCUUGUU
Balaenoptera musculus (blue whale) is the source of this 2894-nucleotide messenger RNA. It is a transcript of the gene SCLY, whose product is annotated as selenocysteine lyase. The record is from RefSeq and is a predicted model, not a curated record. The transcript is spliced from 14 exons. Lineage: Eukaryota; Metazoa; Chordata; Mammalia; Artiodactyla; Balaenopteridae. Bases 471 to 1970 code for a protein of 499 amino acids.